This is a messenger RNA of Entrophospora sp. SA101, 2763 nucleotides long. NCBI's taxonomy places the organism in Eukaryota, Fungi, Glomeromycota, Glomeromycetes, Entrophosporales, Entrophosporaceae. The record is from the annotation of a GenBank genome assembly.
AUGGUUGGUUUGACUUCUGCAGGUGGAAUCAUUUCUUUGCUUGAUGAAUCAGAAGAACAACUUAAAAUUUAUGCACUUCAAAGACUUAAUUCUGUUGUUGAUCAAUUUUGGGCUGAAAUUUCAGAGGCAAUUUCUAAAAUCGAAAUCCUUUAUGAAGAUGAAUGCUUUCCUCAAAGAAAAUUAUCUGCUUUGGUGGCCUCAAAAGUCUACUAUCAUCUAGGCGAAUUCGAUGACUCUUUAACGUUUGCAUUGGGAGCUGGUGAAUUGUUUGAUACGUCAUCUAAAUCUGAAUAUGUCGAAACAAUUAUUUCAAAAUGUAUAGAUAAAUACAUCAGUCUACGUACUCGACAAUAUGAAAAUCCUUCGGAAGAAAUUGUAAUUGAUCCUCGUUUAGAAGUUGUUGUUGAAAGAAUGUUUCAAAGAUGUUUUAGUGAUGACGAAUUCAAACAAGCAAUCGGUAUAGCUUUGGAGUCUCAUCGUUUGGAUGUUAUUGAACAUGCAAUAUUAAAAGGUCAACAAGCAUCAGAGCUUCUCUCAUAUGUUUUAGAUUCGUGUAUGACAUUGGUGCUUAAUUUGGACUUUAGAAAUAAAAAUUUAAAUGAACCUGAUUACAUAUCAAUUAGUCAAUGUUUUGUCCAUCUUAAUGAUCCUUUAUCUGCAGCAAAGUUAUUAAAAGAUCUUAUUUCAAGAUGUGAUGAUCAUAAUUUAUUAAUGGCAUACCAAAUAGCAUUUGAUCUUGAAGAAAAUGCAACACAAGAAUUUCUUGAGAAAAUUAUUGCUCAAUUCCCAGUUUCCACCAAGCCGCUUGCUGAUACUAAAAUGAAAGCAACAGAGGCAACAGAGGCAACAGAAGCAACGGAAGCAACGGAAGCAACGGAAGCAACAGAGGCAACAGAGGCAACAGAAGCAACAGAAGCAAUAGAGGCAACCAAUAGUAGUACGAAUGUUGAUACUAUUUCUGAAAGGAAAGACACUGAAGCGAUGGAAACAGAUGAAAUAGAGUUACAACCUGUUAAUCCAUUUGAAGAUAAAUAUUUAAAAAUUCAAAGUAUCCUUUCUGGCGAGGAAUCAAUCAAACUAAACUUGGAAUUUUUAUACAGGAAUAAUCAUACUGAUUUAAUAAUAUUAAAAAAUACAAAGAAUGCAUUGGAAUCACGAAAUUCUGUCUAUCAUUCUGCAGUAACAUUCGCAAAUGCUUUUAUGCAUGCUGGUACCACAAGUGAUGAAUUUCUUCGCCAAAACUUGGAUUGGUUAUCGCGUGCUACAAAUUGGUCAAAGUUCAGACAAGCAUUACUUCAGCCAUAUUUGCCACAAGAAGGCGUUAGUGGAAGUUCAUAUUCAGAGGGUGGUUCAUUAUUUGCUUUAGGGUUGAUUCAUGCAAAUCAUGGUUCUGGAGUAUUAAAUUAUUUAAAAAAUGCUUUGAAAAAUACACAAACUGAAGUUCUUCAACAUGGUGCAUGUCUUGGCCUUGGGGCUGCUGGAAUGGCAACUGGAAAUGAAGAAAUAUAUGAGGAACUUAAGGGAAUAUUGUUUAGUGAUAGUGCAGUAGCAGGUGAAGCUGCGGGUUUAGCUAUGGGUUUAGUGAUGCUCGGUACUGCCAAUGAGAAAGCAAUUGAUGAAAUGUUACAAUAUGCUAAUGAUACUCAACACGAGAAGAUCUUGAGAGUAUCACUAGCAUAUUGUGGAACAGGCAACAACAAGGCCAUAAAAAAACUAUUACAUGUUGCUGUGAGUGAUGUGAAUGAUGAUGUUCGUCGUGCUUCUGUUACGGCUUUGGGUUUGAUUUUGUUCAGAACACCAACUCAAGUUCCUAGGAUAGUUCAAUUAUUGGCAGAAAGUUAUAAUCCAAAUGUUCGUUAUGGUGCUACUUUGGCUUUGGGUAUUUCGUGUGCUGGAACUGGUCUCAUGGAAGCUAUUGAACUUUUAGAACCAAUGACUAAGGAUCCUGUUGAUUUUGUUAGACAAGGUGCUUUUAUCUCCCUUGCUAUGAUUCUGAUACAACAAAAUGAAGCUACCAAUCCAAAGGUGGCAACAACAAGAAAAUUAUAUGAAAAAAUUAUAAAUCAUAAACAUGAAGAUGCAAUGGCUAAAUUUGGCGCAGUUCUUGGGCAAGGAAUUAUUGAUGCUGGUGGUAGAAAUGUUACAAUUUCAUUACAAUCAAGAUCUGGACAUUCUAAUAUGCCAGCUAUUGUAGGAAUGGCAGUAUUCACUCAAUUCUGGUAUUGGUUCCCAUUGACUCAUUUCUUGAGCCUUGCAUUUACUCCAACUGCACUUAUUGGUUUAAAUAAAGAUUUAAAGAUUCCAAAAUUUGAAUUUAUAUCCAAUGCCAAGCCUUCACUAUUUGCAUAUCCAGCCACCAUUAAACCCCCAACAACCAAUGUUGUAGAAAAGGAUGAGAAAAAAGAUACCCUUGAAAAUGUUAAAAAAGAAGAAAAGGAUGAACAAAAAGAUGAGCAAAAAGAUGAGCAAAAAGACGAACAAAAAGAUGACAAAAAAGGCAAAAAGAAAAAGGAAGAAUCGUAUGAAAUUCUUGAAAAUAUGGCACGUGUUUUACCUGCUCAAUUGAAGUAUAUAUCAUUUAAAGAAGAUACUCGCUAUGUUCCUGUUAAAAAGGGAAUUGUUGGAGGUAUUAUAAUGAUGUUGGAUAAAACACAAGGCGAACCAGAAGAAUUCAUUCUAUCUAGCACACCUACUGCUACUGAGGUUACCGAGGAGGAAGAAGCACCACCACCAGAGCCUUUUGAAUAUCCAUUUGAUGAAUAA